Messenger RNA from Terrapene triunguis (Three-toed box turtle), 2677 nucleotides. RefSeq names its product OTU deubiquitinase 7A (gene OTUD7A). Gene Ontology annotation, biological process: protein K48-linked deubiquitination; protein deubiquitination involved in ubiquitin-dependent protein catabolic process; protein K11-linked deubiquitination. Lineage: Eukaryota; Metazoa; Chordata; Testudines; Emydidae. Bases 1 to 2490 code for a protein of 829 amino acids. Gene Ontology annotation, molecular function: K63-linked polyubiquitin modification-dependent protein binding; DNA binding; cysteine-type deubiquitinase activity. The transcript is spliced from 10 exons. The record is from RefSeq and is a predicted model, not a curated record. Gene Ontology annotation, cellular component: nucleus; cytoplasm.
AUGAAGUCGAGUAAAGGAGAAAAACGACUCUCCAGAGGUAUUUCUCAUGCCAGCUCAGCCAUUGUCUCCCUUGCUCGAUCACAUGUAGCAAAUGAAUGCAGCAAUGAACAGUUUCCUUUGGAGAUGCCUAUAUACACAUUCCAGCUGCCAGAUCUUAGCGUGUAUAGUGAAGAUUUCAGAAGCUUCAUUGAACGUGACUUAAUCGAACAGGCAACAAUGGUUGCUUUGGAACAAGCAGGUCGACUGAACUGGUGGUCCACAGUGUGUACAAGUUGCAAACGUCUUCUUCCAUUGGCUACAACAGGUGAUGGAAACUGCCUCUUACAUGCUGCCUCAUUAGGGAUGUGGGGAUUUCAUGACAGGGACCUUGUGUUACGUAAAGCACUCUACACCAUGAUGAGAAGUGGAGCUGAAAGGGAAGCAUUGAAGAGAAGAUGGAGAUGGCAACAGACACAACAGAAUAAAGAGUCGGGUUUAGUUUAUACAGAAGAAGAGUGGGAACGGGAAUGGAAUGAACUGCUUAAGCUGGCUUCAAGUGAACCUCGCACUCAUUUUGGCAAAAAUGGAGGCACUGGUGGUGGAGUUGAUAAUUCAGAAGAUCCAGUGUAUGAGAGUUUAGAAGAGUUCCACGUUUUUGUCUUAGCACAUAUAUUGAGAAGACCAAUUGUUGUUGUAGCAGACACAAUGUUAAGAGACUCAGGGGGAGAAGCAUUUGCACCUAUCCCAUUUGGAGGAAUUUACUUGCCAUUGGAAGUUCCACCUAACCGAUGUCACUGCUCACCUCUUGUCCUGGCUUAUGAUCAAGCGCAUUUCUCUGCUCUUGUAUCCAUGGAACAAAAAGAUCAACAGAGAGAACAAGCGGUGAUCCCUCUGACUGACUCUGAACACAAGUUACUGCCUUUGCACUUUGCGGUUGAUCCUGGGAAAGACUGGGAGUGGGGGAAAGAUGACAAUGAUAACACCAGACUGGCCAGCUUGAUUCUGUCUCUGGAGGCAAAGCUUAAUCUCCUGCACAGCUACAUGAAUGUAACUUGGAUACGCAUACCAUCUGAAACACGGGCCCCUUUGGCCCAGCCAGAAUCGCCCACCGCUUCAGCAGGGGAGGAUGUUCAGUCUCUGGCCGACUCAAUGGACUCAGACCGAGAUUCCAUCUGUAGUAAUUCAAAUGGCAGCAAUGGCAAAAAUGGUAAAGAAAAGGAAAAAGACAAACAGAGGAAAGAUAAAGACAAAAACAGGACGGAUUCAGUUGCCAAUAAACUCGGAAGCCUCAGUAAAACUCUAGGAAUUAAGCUGAAAAAGAAUAUGGGUGGGCUGGGAGGGCUAGUGCAUGGGAAGAUGAGCAGAGCAAACUCAGGGAAUGGCAAAAAUGGCGACAUCACAGAAAAAGUCAAAGAGAAGAAGUCGAAGUCUCGCAAAGGGAGCAAAGAGGAGUCCGGACAGUCUGCGAGCACGUCUCCAUCUGAAAAGACAACUCCCUCUCCUACUGACAAGGCGAGCAUUUCACCUGCCGAAAAGAUAAACACAAAAUCCCUCUCUGACAAACAGUCUGACCCGUGGAAAUACAGCACCGAUGUAAAGCUCAGCCUCAACAUUUUGAGAGCUGCCAUGCAAGGAGAACGCAAGUUUAUUUUCGCUGGCCUUCUUCUGACUAGCCAUAGGCAUCAGUUCCAUGAGGAGAUGAUCGGCUAUUACCUGACCAGUGCCCAAGAGCGCUUCAAUGCCGAGCAGGAACAGAAGCGAAAGGAGGCUGAGAAAAAAGCUGUUCUCAAUGGGUCAUCUUGCAGGAAACUGGAGCAAGAAGCAUAUUCAAAAGAAAAGUUAGAAUCAUCUCCUCAGGACAGGGCAUCACCAGUCUUGCCUCAAAGCCAUACAACUCAACUGGUUUUAAAGUUUAAAGAUCGCACUAGUCCCACUCCAGGGUCAUUUUCUUCACCAAGUAAUAGUGCUAAGAAAAGUGGACCCGUUCCGGUAUCUGCCCACUAUAGCCAUACUCCACCUGUUCAAAGGCAAAGCGUUAUCCAUUUGCAUGAUGUCAACUCCAAGCCAUCAAGCUUCCAAGAUGAUAGCUAUAAGCCAGUGGUUGGCACCUUAAAAACAUGUGCCACUUAUCCCCAACAGAAUCGAUCACUGUCUUCACAGAGUUAUAGCCCAGCGCGGAUAUCAGGUAUCCGUACAGUGAACACAGUGGAAUCACUGACCUACGCCAUGCCUACCGACCACAAGUCACAGACAUUUACAAAUGGGUUUAAUACUGGUGAUAUUAGAGAUUGCUUAGAAUAUGCUGAUGAGGAGGCUCCUCAGAUCUGGUUGAACAAUGAUAAAAACCGAGGCAGAAGCACAGUUUCCCCAAUAUAUUCCAUCCAGCAGAACCGUUGCAAGAAAGAGAACUGUUCCUUUUAUGGUCGUCCUGAGACUGAAAAUUACUGCUCAUACUGCUACAAAGAGGAGUUAAAGCGUAGGGAGAGAGAAAGUAAGGGACACCGGCAUUGAGGAUUGUGAGGAUCCUUCCCUGACUACUUAGUUUAACCAUUUUCUUACUUGCAAAGUAAAUAGCAAUGGAUUAUGGAAAAAGGAAUCCUAAAAAGGGAAUGAUGGGUAAAUAAUGUCUAGCUUGUCACUUUUCUGGGGCAGUGCAGAAAUAAGAGGAUUAAUUUAUCAUAAAGAAUUUAUUAUUUUC